AUGGCCUUCAAACCAGCGCUCGUUAUCGUCGACGUGCAGGAAGACUUCUGCCCACCAAACGGGGCACUGGCAGUGACAGGUGGACGCGACAUCGUACCGACAAUCAACGAGUUCCUUACGUAUCCGUUUGUUCUCAAAGUCGCGACCAAAGACUUCCAUCCCCAAGAUCACAUCUCGUUCGCAUCGAAUCACUCCGCGCCGAACAACAAACCCUUCGAAUCGACGUUCGUCAUCAAAAACCCAGAGAACCCAGACGAGACGCAAGAAACGCGACUAUGGCCCGACCAUUGUGUGCAGGGAACAAAAGGCUCUGAGCUGCUGCCCGAGCUCCACGUCAGUAAAGUGGACCAUGUAGUCGAGAAGGGCCAGGACAAGCGCGUGGAGAUGUACUCUGCAUUUGCGGAUCCGUUCAAGAGUCAUGUGGCCAAGAGUAAUCUCGCAGACACACUGCGCAAGGCUGGAAUCACCGACGUGUACGUAGUAGGCCUUGCAGCCGACUACUGCGUGAAGUUCACUGCGAUUGAUGCACAGAAGGAAGGCUUCAAAACGUGGGUGGUGGGCGACGCGACGAAGGCGGUGGAUCCGUCAGUGAUGGAACAGGUUCACAAGGAAUACGAGAAGACCGGAGUCACGGUCAUAGGUAAGGACGACGCGCAAAUGCGGAAGGUCAAGGAGCAAGUGCAGCGGACGCAGGACCAGGACGCGAAAGACGCAGGGAAGGCUGGCGAGAGCAGCUCACUCUCGCCGGCACCCGAAGCACCAAGACAACCUCUGCCGACACCUGGCUGCCUGGUCCUAGCCACCUCGCCUCCAAGACUUGCUCCUCCCUCUUCUCCUUCUCUCUCAUUUUUGCGGCGAACAACCACGAUGCCGCAUCUCCCUAUAGUCUCCAAGCACCGCCGGUCGUCGGUCAACAGUAGCCGCGGAUCCUCGAUAGACGAGACACGACGACACGAUGGCGGCGACGAAACUACCAAGGAGGACGAGACUGUCAUGGACUCGGAGCAGGGGAACAUGCUCUCUCACAUCAUAUCGCAACUGCGACCUGGUGCCGACUUGAGCCGCGUGACGCUUCCCACCUUUAUUCUCGAGCCGCGAUCGAUGCUGGAGCGCAUAACAAACUUUAUGGCACACCCCGAGACACUCCUCCCCAUUACCAAGGUCGACGACCCAGUGCAGCGAUUUGUAGCAGUGACAAAGUUUUACCUAAGUGGUUGGCACAUCAAGCCCCCGGGAGUCAAGAAGCCGCUCAACCCCAUCCUGGGUGAGGUCUUCACAGGUUACUGGGACUACCCGGACGGCACCAAGGGCUACUACAUCUCCGAACAAACGUCACACCACCCGCCCAAGUCAAGCUACUUCUUCAUGGCACCCGAGCACAACAUCCGCAUCGACGGUACCCUCAAGCCCCGAAGCAAGUUCCUGGGUAACUCAGCCGCCAGUAUGAUGGAGGGUAUUGCAGUCCUGCGGCUCCUGAACACCGGCGAACGAUUCUUCGUUACACAACCCAACAUGUACGCGCGCGGAAUACUAUUCGGCACGAUGAAGUACGAACUUGGCGACCACGCAUACAUUCGAUGCCCUGAGACAGGACUAACUGCUGAUCUCGAAUUCAAAACCAAGGGUUAUUUCAGUGGAACAUACAACGCCAUUGGUGGUUACAUCAAAGACUCUAGCGGGAAGAACUUGUACGAACUCUCGGGCCAGUGGAACGAGGAGAUGUACAUCAAGGACUUGACGGCAGGUCUCGGUUGCUUCACUGUUCGAAUAUCACAUACCAAACACACCCCACCUUCGGCUCGACCUCUCGAAGAACAAAACGACCGCGAAUCGCAGAAGCUCUGGCACGAUGUGUGCGAGGCUGUAAAACGGAGGGACCAGGAUGUAGCAACCGAUGCUAAGGCAAAGAUUGAAGACAUGCAGAGGCAGGAAGCUGCGAAACGAAACAGCGAGGGUGUAGACUGGCAUCCACAGCUUUUCAGACGUGUAAAGGGUGGUCAUGGCGGUCCUGAGGAAGGCGAAGAAGACCUUGACUGGAUCAUCAACGCCAAGAUUGAUGGCAAGACCCCCGAUGAGGUCGUCAAACAAAUCCUGCAGAUAUAUGCCAUCUUGCCCGGUCAAAAGCCAGAAAAGCAGUUCAACAUUCCCUCGCGGGCAAAUGAUGCACCACCACCGCAGCCACAAGAGGCUGCACAGCCAGCACUUACGGAGACAUUGCAGCCCGUGCCGUCCGAACCCUCAAGUGUGCAAUCACAGCCAGCAGUCAUACCAGGACAACAAGAUUCGAGCGUAGGUCUUCCCAGCAACUUCGACGGAACAACAACCACUCAUGCCCCGCUUUCCAAACACAGCAGCAUCCCCAACGAUCCUAGCAACCCCCCAACGAUACCUCUCCAAAAGCCCAUGCCGCAACCCACUACCAUCUCACCCGAGAACCGGGAGGUCAUUUCGCGUGAACUGCCGCCAAGCAAGCUCCUUAAUUCGAACCCAGAGCCAGAGCCACGAAAGGACGACCUUCUACGGAGGACAGAUAAGCCCUACCUGUCUAUCAUGGGCUCCUACGACUGUUACUGUAUCUUGUGCGCGGGCACGUUAGAGAUCCAGGCUGUCACAAUUGGUUCGAUGAAGGAAAAGAAUCUGCGCAAGAGGGAUCGCAAUGUUGGUAUAGCAACGGGGAGGCUAGCUGACACGAGUGCUGAAGAGAACUCUUGCUCGUCGGACACCGAGAGUGAAGAAGAUGACAGCGGAGCGGAAGAUGUGCCUGACGACGAAGCCAGGAAGAAGCGGCUCAAUGAAUUACAAAAACAAACCGAAGAUGAUACAGGCUCUGAUUUUGAGGAUGAGCACGGAACCUCAAAUUCUGAAUAUUCUGAAGAUACAGAGUCUGUCGACAGCAACGACUUCGACCUGCUUGCGGGAGCAACUGAGAUUACAGAUGUGGCUAUGCGACCCCGCACCCCCGAGCCCAAGCCUACGGAAGAAAGAGACAGUGACAGUUGGUCACAAACUUCUGACUUAUCUUUUGAUUUCGAUGAGGUCCUUCUCAAAGAUGAUGCUAUCGAAUGGGAUGAGGACAGCUUCGACCCUAGAUUGAUCUCGCGAGAAGACUUGCUGUGGCUCAAUCGGAGCCGCGCACUGGCUCUCAAUCAUAAAUCUGACCCUGAAAACCCCAAAGCCUAUGUUUCUGGCAGGGGUCGUUACGAAGGACUCGGCACGUUUGUGGUCCGGAAAGCUGGACGAGAUCCGAACGAUGCUAAUGUGUCUGUGUUGGACGUCACAGCGUACUCCGAUGGGGAAGAGAACAUGGCUUUUCCUUUCCACGAGGCCUGCUUCAAUAUCUUCGCCAACAGCAUGGGACAUGAAAAGGGACACGAAGUCAACAAAGAUGUGAUGUGGGAGGUUAUGAGAGCCCAUCUGGUGGAUGAAAGACCGGCUCUAGACGUGAAAUAUGGGUAUAGCAUGGCACAUGAACAAUUCUGGGUAAAUGUGCCGGGCGAGGAGUACGUGGUAUGUGAUCCUGGUCCUCGACUCUCUCUCAGGGGAAAGAUUCCAGAGUUGUUAUCCGGCUCUAUUUUGAAUAGAGCUACGGAGGUCUUGGACUUAUCGAACAAAGUCCGUAGCGACCCGACCCAAAUUCUCCCAUACGACAUUCUCCUUGAGAUUAUCGGGUACAUGGACACAAAGGACAUGCUAUCAUUCAUGAAAGCUUCUUACCACGUCAACAGCUACACGCGUGAAGCUGCCUUCUGGCAACAUAUGAUACACGUUCGUAUCCUACCAUGGUUCAACGAACUCGGUCAUUUCGUCGAGAAUACCAGCACCGAUGCAACCGACUACAAAAGCCUCUUUCUCUGGUCUGAUGCACUGACCCGUCCCGAUAUCGGGAAUCAGGGACCGCUUAUGCACAUAGCGAACCGACGCAGAAUCUGGGAGUGUUGUCAACCACUAGCCUCGCUUUAUAAGAGAUUAGUAGGCCCCGUCGAGCCCGCUGAACCAGAAAAUUCAGAUGAAGCGAAGGCGAUUUUGGAGGCCUCCGUUUGCUUGUCCACACCUAUGACAAUGUACCCUUCACCCAAUGACUCGGAGACCACUUCUGCACGGUUCGUUCACGCAUGGUACGAGAUUGGUCAUCGGUCCUGUGUCCUCGACACGUAUUGGCGACACGAUCCUUCGCAAAACCUGUUCUUAGUUGGCAUCUCCAUCACGUUGGGUGGACAAAGGCGACUGUUUGGCAGUGCCGAGGGGAGCUUAGGACGUCCAUUACAUAUCGAGCGAGGGGAAUGGAUCAACCAAAUCAUAUGCGACAUCGACGAGAUUGAUAUAUUCAGCCGCAAUAGCCCUAAUUAUGAUUGGAGCACUUAUGGUAGACCUGAGGAAGUAAAGUCACUCACAACUUGUCUCAUCAGAGAUUUGCAGAUAAAAAUGACUACUGGAAGAGAAAAGUCUGUAAUGAAUCACCGCCUUGCCACCUCUCAGAGGCCGCUUGUGGUGUUGGACAACAUGCAUCUAGUGGGUUUAACAGGUCAGAUUGCUUCUAACGGUGCCAUCUCACGCCUCGGUCUUCUCCAAGCUUCCAGACUGGACUCAGCAACAACCGCCCGGCUACAAUACGACACUACUCAGCAACUAUUCUGGAAGUAUCUAACGCGUCUUCCUUACCAGCAGAGACAAUAUCCGAUAUGGUCACAUCCUUCUUACCAUCACGCUCUCUUCCCUAUGUCAACUCGCAUUUCACCAUUCGACCCGCCCGAGGAGAUGAUACCGCACGAUAUCUUCCUAUGGAACAAAACCUGUAUUGAAGUCUUUCAGCCUGGUGGAGCGACCAUCUUUAACUUGCCCAAUCAGACAGUAGAUGGAGAAUCAGCAAAAGAAUCGGUGCCUUCGACUAGCGCAACAACGACCACUUGCCCUAUCACUAGCCCCUUCCCCGGGACAGAAGCUUCAUGCACCAACACGACAUCCCCAUCCUACCAGUUCCAGUCCAGCCACGAAAUUGCUGCCAUUCAUUCUGGCCGCACGAAGAUCUACAGCAAUCAAAACUCCUUCGUCGGCUGUCAAACCGCCGCCCCAGCCCAACAUCCUCGCUGGACACUUGAUAUGAAUCCCCAUGAGGAAACAUUUAGAGAGCUAUGGACAGACCUCUUAAGGCAAAAUUCACAGCAAUAUGAUCCAAUGACCGGUGCAUUCAAGCCAUCUUAUGAAAAAGACAACAUUGCUUUUCCCCUGAAUAACGAAUCCAUCACCGAAGUCCAUGUCGAGCAUCAGUAUCGUGCUCUUAAGCUCGUUACGCAAUCUGGCCGUGUUGGCUAUUUUGGACUACCAGGGUGCAAAGAUUGGUGGGUUAGGAAGACAGUGGAGGGAGAGCGAUUUGUGGGGAUCAGUACUUGUUUUGGCAGUUUAGGUGGGUGGAGUCAGACGGCGAUGAGGUGGAGUCAUUGGAAGUUGAGUCGUGUCGGGGUUUUCUUUGAGAGGGUGGAUGAGGAUGGAGAGGUCGUUAGUAAGGAGAAGCAGAAGAUACUAGAGAAUAACGGGGAUGGGAAGGUUUUUGAGCAAGGGAAGAUCGAAAUUGUUACGACUGAAGAAGAAGAUGUUGCGUAG
Alternaria burnsii is the source of this 5598-nucleotide messenger RNA. RefSeq lists its product as uncharacterized. Bases 1 to 5598 code for a protein of 1865 amino acids. Gene Ontology annotation, cellular component: membrane; cytosol; cortical endoplasmic reticulum. The transcript has 12 exons. Gene Ontology annotation, molecular function: protein binding; sterol binding. Lineage: Eukaryota; Fungi; Ascomycota; Dothideomycetes; Pleosporales; Pleosporaceae. The record is from RefSeq and is a predicted model, not a curated record.